GGUAUGCAUGAAAUUAAGCCCAGACCGAUAAUGCACAGAGAUAUUCGAUGGCCAAAUAUUAUUCGCCAUUACGAUGGAUAUCAAAGAUUCAUUUUAAUCGACUUUGACUAUGCUAACUUUUCCCCUUCUGACGAGCCUUUGAAAGAAUUUUCUGAAAUUGAUCAUGCCCCUGAAAUGCUAAUUAAAAAGCAUAAUUUUAAGGCUGAUAUAUGGGGCGUUGGGAAUUUAGUUGGUUCAUGUAAUGUCAGAGGCAUUCCUCAAGAACUUUUAAGCUUCAGCAUGGAUUUGUGUAAUGGUAAUCCAGAUAAUCGACCAACUGCUUCAGUUGCUCUUGAUCGGGCAAAAGAUAUGUUUAGAAAG
Molecule: messenger RNA, 360 nt
Organism: Ambispora leptoticha
Lineage: Eukaryota; Fungi; Glomeromycota; Glomeromycetes; Archaeosporales; Ambisporaceae
Source: the annotation of a GenBank genome assembly